This is a messenger RNA of Photinus pyralis (common eastern firefly), 7731 nucleotides long. RefSeq names its product spectrin alpha chain. NCBI's taxonomy places the organism in Eukaryota, Metazoa, Arthropoda, Insecta, Coleoptera, Lampyridae. Gene Ontology annotation, molecular function: calcium ion binding; actin filament binding. Gene Ontology annotation, cellular component: plasma membrane; cortical actin cytoskeleton; cell junction. The coding region runs from base 181 to 7431 and encodes 2416 amino acids. The record is from RefSeq and is a predicted model, not a curated record. The transcript has 31 exons. Gene Ontology annotation, biological process: actin cytoskeleton organization.
UACACAAUCGGUUCAUGCAGUUAGUUUUAUGACACGAAGCGACCGAUAUAUUUACUUUACGAACCAUUUUAACAACUACAAAUAAGUAAAGCAAUUUAACAUUAAUAAUCUGAACUUCUAUUUGCCGGUAGUGUAUGUAAAAAGCGUAUAAAGAAGAAAGCGUCCAUUUAAUUACAUAAUAUGGAACAAAUUCCACCGCCGAAGGAGGUGAAAAUCCUCGAGACUGCUGAGGAUAUUCAAGAACGUCGUCAGCAGGUGCUAACGAGAUAUGACAACUUUAAGGCCGACGCACGCGCCAAACGAGAGAAAUUGGAAGACUCGCGCCGUUACCAGUAUUUUCGUAGAGACGCCGAUGAACUCGAAUCUUGGAUCUUAGAGAAGCUACAGGCGGCUUCUGAUGAAAGUUACAAAGAUCCUACCAAUCUACAGGCAAAGAUUCAGAAACAUCAAGCUUUCGAAGCGGAAGUAUCAGCGCAUAGCAAUGCGAUCGUCGUUUUGGAUAGAACUGGACAAGAUAUGAUCAAUCAUAAUCAUUAUCAAUCGGAGACCAUUCGUCGCAGAUUAGAGGAACUUCAUCGUCUCUGGGAACAACUGUUAUCGAAACUGGCAGAGAAGGGCAUGAAAUUGCAACAAGCUUUGGUGCUUGUUCAGUUUUUACGUCACUGCGACGAAGUUAUGUUUUGGAUUAAUGACAAAGGCAGCUUUUUGACUAGUGAAGAAUUCGGUCACGAUCUUGAGCAUGUUGAAGUGUUGCAAAGGAAAUUUGACGAGUUUCAAAAAGAUAUGGCAUCCCAAGAGUACAGAGUAACCGAAGUUAAUGAACUUGCUGAUAAGUUAUUGCUCGAUGGACAUCCUGAUCGCGACACUAUUGUCACUCGUAAAGAGGAAUUAAACAACGCCUGGCUGCGUUUAAAACAGAUGGCGCUAAUGCGUCAAGACAAGUUAUAUGGCGCUCAUGAAAUUCAACGCUUCAAUCGUGAUUCCGACGAGACAGUCACUUGGAUUGCGGAAAAAGAUGUUGUUUUAUCAUCUGACGAUUACGGCAGGGAUUUGGCGAGCGUUCAGACUUUACAGCGCAAACAUGAAGGUGUCGAAAGAGAUUUGGCCGCAUUAGAGGAUAAAGUAUCCACUCUUGGGCAAGAAGCUGACCGUCUCUGUGGAAUACAUCCAGAUCAUGCCAAUCAAAUUCAAGCUAAACGCGCAGAAAUUGAAGCUUAUUGGGAGCGGCUUACAGCAAAAGCUAAGGAACGUCGUGAAAAAUUAGACGAGUCAUACUUCUUACAUCGAUUCUUAGCAGAUUUUCGAGAUUUAGUGUCAUGGAUUAACGACAUGAAAGCGAUCAUAUCCGCAGAUGAGCUUUCCAAAGAUGUAGCCGGUGCCGAAGCUUUGUUAGAGCGACAUCAAGAGCAUAAGGGAGAGAUUGAUGCUCGAGAAGACAGCUUUUCAGCAACAACCGAAGCUGGAAAGCAACUUUUGGAAAAUGGCCACUAUGCAUCCGAAGAAAUUAAAGACAAAUUAACACAGUUAGCGUCUGACAAAAAUUCAUUAUUGGCUUUAUGGGAAGAAAGGCGUAUUUUGUAUGAACAGUGCAUGGAUUUGCAACUGUUUUAUCGUGAUACAGAGCAAGCUGAUACAUGGAUGGCAAAACAAGAAGCAUUUUUGGCUAAUGAGGACUUGGGAGAUUCUCUAGAUUCCGUUGAAGAUUUAAUAAAGAAGCAUGAAGAUUUCGAAAAAUCGUUAGCUGCUCAAGAGGAAAAGAUUAAAGCGCUUGACGAAUUCGCUACGAAAUUAAUUAAUGGAGAGCACUAUGCGGCUGAUGAUGUGGCCCAGAGACGUGCCAUGCUUUUAGAACGACGUUCCGCUUUGAAAGAAAAAACGUUCUUGAGGAAGACCAUUUUAGAAGACGCGUAUAAAUUACAACAAUUUGAACGGGACUGUGACGAGACCAAAGGGUGGAUAAAUGAAAAAUUAAAGUUUGCCACCGAUGACAGUUAUUUGGAUCCUACUAACUUGGGUGGCAAAGUUCAAAAACAUCAAAAUUUUGAACAGGAAUUGAACGCUAAUAAAAAUAGAAUGGAAGAAAUAACGUCAACUGGACAAGAACUAAUCAACUCUGACCAUUAUGCCUCUUCUCGAAUUCAACAACGCAUGGAUGAAAUUGUACAUCUGUGGGAAACUUUAGUUCAAGCAACGGACAAGAAAGGAUCUAAAUUACAAGAAGCAAACCAACAACAGCAAUUCAAUAGAACCGUAGAGGAUGUAGAGUUGUGGCUGUCAGAAAUUGAGGGUCAACUAAUGUCCGAAGACUACGGAAAGGAUUUAACCUCUGUGCAAAAUCUGCAAAAGAAACAUGCUUUGUUAGAGGCGGACGUGGGUUCCCAUCAAGAUCGUAUCGAAGGUAUAAAGGCGGCUGCUCAACAAUUUAUAGAACGAGGUCACUUUGACUCCGACAAUAUCGCCACUAAACAGUCAGGUUUAACUAAUCGCUAUUCUGCAUUGCAAACCCCUAUGGCAGUUCGCAAGCAAAGGCUUUUGGAUUCCCUGCAGGUUCAGCAGCUUUUCAGAGAUAUUGAAGAUGAGGAAGCAUGGAUUCGCGAAAAGGAACCCAUUGCCGCCAGCACAAACAGAGGGCGGGAUCUGAUUGGCGUGCAAAAUUUGAUCAAAAAGCAUCAAGCGGUCUUGGCAGAAAUUAAUAAUCACGAUAGUCGCAUCGCUGCUGUCGUCGACGCGGGCAAACACAUGAUGGAAGAUGAGCAUUUUGCCAGUGACGAAAUUCGUAAUCGAGUAAACACUCUUCAGGAUCAUUGGAUUCAACUUACUGAUAAGGCUAAACAGAGGAAACAAGACCUUGAAGAUUCUCUACAAGCUCAUCAGUAUUAUGCCGAUGCUAAUGAGGCCGAGUCAUGGAUGAGGGAAAAGGAGCCGAGUGUGAGUAACACGGAUUAUGGAAAGGAUGAGGAUUCUUCAGAGGCUUUGCUUAAGAAACAUGAAGCUUUACUAAGUGAUCUUUUAGCGUUUGGCAACACUAUUGAAGCUCUAAAGGAGCAAGCCGGUAGCUGCAGGCAACAAGAACCUCCUGUUGUGGACGUCACCGGUAAAGAGGCAGUUGUUGCUUUGUACGAUUACACCGAGAAAUCACCUCGUGAAGUUUCCAUGAAAAAAGGUCAUUUACUUACUCUCCUAAAUUCAAAUAAUAAGGAUUGGUGGAAGGUGGAAGUAAAUGAUCGCCAAGGAUUCGUGCCUGCUGCUUACGUAAAAAAGGUAGAAGCUGGUUUAACCGCAUCUCAACAGAAUUUGGUCGAUAAUAACUCCAUUCCCGCUCGUCAAGCGCAAAUCAACGCUCAGUAUGAUCAUCUGCUGGAAUUGGCACGUGAACGUCAAAAGAAGCUUAAUGAGACUGUUAAGGCUUAUGUUUUGGUUCGAGAAGCGGCAGAUCUUCAUAACUGGAUUAAAGAUAAGGAGAUGCACGCUCAAGUGCAGGAUGUCGGAGAAGACUUGGAGCAAGUGGAAGUGUUGCAAAAGAAAUUUGACGAUUUCCAAAACGAUUUGAAGGCUAAUGAAGUUCGUCUAGCUGAAAUGAAUGAAAUUGCUAUGCAAUUGGUUUCUCUGGGUCAAACCGAAGCAGCCCUUAAAAUUCAAACACAGAUGGAGGACCUAAAUGAUAAAUGGGCAUCCCUGCAACAAGUUACAACAGAGCGUGCAACGCAACUGGGUUCUGCUCAUGAAGUGCAACGUUUUACCAGAGAUGUUGAUGAAACAAAGGAUUGGAUUCAAGAAAAAGACGAGGCCCUUAACAAUGACGAUUUGGGAAAAGAUCUUAGAAGCGUACAGGCACUGCAACGUAAACAUGAAGGAUUGGAGCGAGAUUUGGCUGCAUUGGGUGAUAAGAUCAAACAAUUAGAUGAAACCGCUAAUCGUCUUGUAACCAGUCAUCCUGAAUCUGCCGAACAAACCUACACAAAGCAACGGGAAAUUAACGAACUCUGGACUCAAUUAACUGCCAAAGCGAAUAGUCGAAAGGAGAAGCUUCUCGACUCCUAUGACCUUCAACGAUUUUUGAGCGAUCAUCGUGAUUUACUUGCGUGGAUUAAUUCAAUGCUUGGUUUAGUAAGUUCAGAUGAACUAGCGAAUGAUGUGACCGGAGCAGAGGCAUUGAUCGAACGACAUCAGGAACACCGGACCGAAAUAGACGCACGCGCCGGUACCUUCCACACAUUGGAACAAUUUGGACAGCAAUUAUUAUCGUCGAAUCAUUAUGCUAGCCCUGAGAUUCAAGAAAAAUUAGAACAAUUGAAUAAAGCUCGUGAAGAACUCGAAAGAGCGUGGAUUGAAAGACGUGUACAGUUGGAUCAGAAUCUGGAUCUUAACUUGUUUUACCGGGACUGUGAGCAGGCCGAAAAUUGGAUGUCUGAUCGGGAAGCGUUUUUGGCUUCCGAAGAAGUAGACUCCAAAGGGGACAAUGUGGAGGCUUUAAUUAAAAAGCAUGAAGAUUUCGACAAAGCAAUCAAUGCCCAUGAAGAAAAGAUUGCAGCUCUACAGGGUCUUGCAGAUCAACUAAUCGGCAACGGUCAUUAUGCUUCAAAUGAAAUAGACGACAAGCGCAGCCAAGUUUUAAACCGAUGGCGCCAUUUGAAAGAAGCGCUUAUUGAGAAACGUUCAAAGUUGGGAGAAAGUCAGACCUUGCAACAAUUUUCGCGAGAUGCCGACGAAAUAGAAAAUUGGAUAGCCGAAAAGCUUCAGCUUGCUACAGAAGAAAGUUACAAGGAUCCUGCAAAUAUACAAUCCAAACAUCAAAAACACCAGGCAUUCGAAGCGGAGUUAGCUGCCAAUGCAGACCGUAUCCAAUCUGUUCUUGGCAAUGGUGAAAAUUUGAUAGAUAAACGUCAAUGCGCUGGAUCGGAGGAGGCCGUCCGUAGACGCCUCGAGUCGAUCGCCGAGCAAUGGGAGUAUCUCACUCAGAAAACCACCGAAAAGUCUUUGAAGUUAAAAGAAGCCAACAAGCAAAGGACUUACAUUGCUGCAGUCAAGGAUUUAGAUUUUUGGUUAGGCGAAGUUGAGAGCUUAUUAACUAGUGAGGACGCAGGGAAAGAUCUUGCUUCGGUUCAGAAUUUGAUGAAGAAACACCAGUUGGUCGAAGCAGAUAUUCAGGCUCACGAUGAUCGUAUAAAAGAUAUGAACGAUCAGGCGGAUUCGCUAAUUGAAAGUGGACAGUUUGAUACGAACAGUAUUCAUGAGAAGCGACAAUCUAUUAAUGAACGUUACGAACGUAUUAAAAACUUGGGAGCUCACAGACAAGCAAGAUUAAAUGAAGCUAACACCUUGCAUCAAUUUUUCAGAGAUAUCGCGGACGAAGAAUCGUGGAUUAAGGAAAAGAAAUUACUGGUUGGCUCUGAUGACUAUGGUCGCGAUUUAACCGGCGUACAAAAUUUAAAGAAGAAACAUAAACGACUGGAGGCCGAACUUGGCUCGCACGAACCGGCCAUUCAAGCGGUGCAAGAGGCGGGAGAAAAACUGAUGGACGUUUCAAAUUUGGGCGUUCCCGAAAUUGAACAACGGCUCAAGGCGCUAAACCUCGCCUGGGCAGAAUUAAAACAGUUGGCUGCGACUCGUGGUAAAAAAUUAGACGAGUCUCUUACAUAUCAGCAGUUCCUGGCAAAAGUGGAAGAAGAAGAGGCGUGGAUUAGUGAGAAACAACAACUUCUGGGAGUUGAAGAUUAUGGAGACACUAUGGCCGCUGUCCAGGGCUUGCUCAAAAAGCAUGACGCUUUUGAAACCGACUUCCAGGCACAUAGAGAUCGUUGCAAGGAUAUUAGUCAAGAUGGUCAGAAACUGGUGUCGGAAGGUAAUCAUCACGCAGAUAGCAUCAAUCAGCGCUGUCAGCAGCUCCAAACGAAAUUGGAUCAUUUAGCUGCCUUGGCUGCAAGGCGUAAGGCCAAAUUGGUCGAUAACUCUGCUUAUCUUCAGUUCAUGUGGAAGGCUGAUGUUGUUGAAAGUUGGAUUGCCGAUAAAGAGAGUCAUGUGAAGAGUGAGGAAUUUGGGCGAGAUUUGUCAUCAGUUCAAACUUUGCUUACAAAACAAGAUACAUUUGAUGCCGGCCUUACUGCAUUUGAACAUGAAGGCAUUCAGAAUAUAACUGCACUUCGUGAUCAAUUGAUUGAAGCAAACCAUGAUCAGAGUGCUGCUAUUAAACAGAGACAUGUUGAUGUAUUGCUAGGUAUAUGGCAAAAACUACUAGCAGAUUCUGAUGCUCGAAAGCAACGCCUGUUGCGCAUGCAAGAUCAGUUCCGCCAAAUUGAAGAGCUGUUCCUUACCUUUGCAAAGAAAGCGUCUGCGUUUAAUUCCUGGUUCGAAAACGCGGAGGAAGAUUUGACGGAUCCCGUACGUUGUAACUCUAUCGAGGAAAUUCGUGCUCUACGCGAAGCUCACGCACAGUUCCAAGCAUCGCUGUCUUCGGCACAAGCUGACUUUGAAGCUUUAGCAACAUUAGACCAGCAAAUUAAGAGCUUUAAUGUUGGACCGAAUCCUUACACUUGGUUCAACAUGGAAGCGUUAGAAGAGACUUGGCGCAAUUUACAAAAAAUUAUUGCAGAGCGAGAUAUUGAACUUAGUAAGGAGGCACAGCGACAAGAAGAGAAUGAUAAACUUCGCAAGGAAUUUGCUAAACAUGCCAAUGCUUUCCAUCAAUGGCUAACUGAAACCCGAACAUCUAUGAUGGAGGGUUCAGGAUCUUUAGAACAUCAACUGGAAGCGACGAAACGCAAAGCCGCCGAAGUGCGCGCACGUAGAUCAGAUCUGAAAAAAAUUGAAGAUCUAGGCGCCAUUUUGGAGGAACAUCUUAUCUUAGACAAUCGUUACACCGAACAUUCAACUGUCGGUUUGGCCCAACAGUGGGAUCAACUGGACCAACUGGGAAUGCGAAUGCAGCACAAUCUUGAGCAACAAAUUCAAGCUCGCAACCAAUCUGGUGUGAGUGAGGAUGCGCUUAAGGAAUUCUCGAUGAUGUUCAAACAUUUCGACAAGGAAAAAUCUGGUAAACUGAAUCAUCAAGAAUUCAAAUCUUGUUUACGAGCUUUGGGCUAUGAUCUGCCAAUGGUCGAAGAAGGUCACCCAGAUCCGGAAUUCGAUGCUAUCUUAGAUGUGGUUGAUCCUAAUCGUGAUGGAUAUGUAUCUUUGCAAGAGUAUAUGGCCUUCAUGAUAAGCAAAGAAACGGAAAAUGUACAAAGCUCGGAAGAGAUAGAGAAGGCUUUCAGAGCAAUUACAGCAGGAGAUCGUCCUUAUGUUACCAAGGAGGAAUUAUAUGCCAAUUUAACAAAGGAUAUGGCAGACUAUUGUGUAGCACGUAUGAAACCUUACGUGGAACCGAAAACAGAACGUCCUAUAGCAGGAGCAUUGGAUUACAUUGAAUUUACUCGAACUCUUUUCCAAAAUUAAAAAGCAAUUUCUUUUUAACGCUUAUGCAAGUGUACAAUGUAAGAUUAAAAUUAAACGCAAAAACUUAGUACAAUAGUUAUUUAUUGUUUAAUGUCGUGUUGGGUUUCUAAUGUAUGCUAUAUGUACUGAACUACACAAUUUACUGCUGUUUGAUAAUAAUUUUUUUAGGUUAGAUAAAAUGAACUGUACUUGCUUGCAAUCCCUAUGCUUGCUAAUGUGUGCAUUUAUUGUUUGUAUUAUUCUUUUAUGGUUCGUAUGCUCUUUUUCACUUAUAUAUCGCUUCAAUACAUAGAUACACUA